AUGUUCUGCAAAGUCACUCUCCUCGCUCUCGCUCUCGUACUGGUUGGAUCCGCCUCCCCUGUGGUGCAUGAUAACCACGGCGUCCGCAUCCCCAUGUCGCGACGCAGUGGUAUCACCACCGUCAACGGCGUAGUCGAUCAGUCCAAGCUGAAGGCAGCCACGGCCAACGCCAUCAAUAAGCAUAGGCAGAACUUGCUCAACCUCCUGCAUAACGUAGGAAGGCUGCCCAAGGGAGCGCACGUCAAGGAAUUGGUCACGGUUCCCCCGCCUUCCGGCAAGAAGCGCCAAAGCGAAACGCUCACAGACGUAGGCGACGCAGAAUGGACUGGCGACAUCACCAUCGGCACUCCGGGUCAACCUUUCGUGGUAGAUUUUGACACGGGAUCCUCUGACCUCUGGGUCCCAUUCUCCACUUGUUCAAGCUCGACCUGCACAUCCAAGAACAAAUAUACCGCGCACCAGUCCUCCACGUCCUCCAAGAAGGACGGCACAUUCACGAUCGAAUACGGCGAUGGCUCUACGGUUUCCGGGCCCGUCUACACUGACACUGUCGUCGUCGGUGGGGUCAACGUCACCGACCAAUACUUCUCCCCUGUCACCAAAGACACAAGCACCGUUUCCGGUGAUCCGUCCGAUGGGAUCAUGGGUAUGGCCUGGCCAGCCAUCUCGCAACUCGGCCACAACCCCGUCGUGAACAGCGCGUUCAAAGCAGGCGCGAUCCCCGCCGAGGUCUUCGGCAUGAAGCUCGCGUCCAACAACUCGGAGCUCUUCCUCGGCGGGACGAACAGCGUGCUCUACACGGGUUCGAUCGAAUACCACGCCAUUGACACCUCCAGCGGUUUCUGGCAGGCGCAAGGGGCGAGCGUGUCGGUGGGAUCCAAGACCGUGGUGCAAAACUUUGACACCAUCAUCGACAGUGGGACCACCCUCAUGUACGGCCCGCCCUCGGCCGUGAAGGAAGUGUACGGGUCCAUCUCGGGUUCUUCCGUCGUGGACGAAGAGGAAGGGGCGUACGCGUUCCCACAGGCGAGUUCUUCCCUCGCAAGCAACCACCUGACAGAACGCUCAUGGGUCAUUCGUAGCUUCAACGCGGGCGAGACCGAGGAAGGCUCGGGUCAGUGCGUCGGGGCUCUCUUGGGCCAGGACAUCGGCUUCGGCGAUAACGUCUGGCUCCUUGGGGAUGCGUUCAUGAGGAACGUCUAUACCGCGUUCUCCUUCACGGACAGCUCCGUUGGCUUCGCCGAGCUGGCGUGA
Molecule: messenger RNA, 1254 nt
Organism: Punctularia strigosozonata HHB-11173 SS5
Lineage: Eukaryota; Fungi; Basidiomycota; Agaricomycetes; Corticiales; Punctulariaceae
Product: acid protease
Exons: 6
Coding region: 1-1254 (417 amino acids)
Biological process (GO): proteolysis
Molecular function (GO): aspartic-type endopeptidase activity
Source: RefSeq, a predicted model, not a curated record